AUUACAGGUGCAUGCCACCACGCCUGGCAGAACUGUGAAUCUGCUCUGGACGGGCCUCAUUCAAAAACUGGUGACCCUUUGUAGCUCAGGUUCAGGGACAGAUGGCACGGGCCUCCACAUACGAGCACUGUGGAAACUGAGGCUCGGUAUGGGUUCAGGUCUCACGCAGGGUCCAGGGAAGGGCCAGUGGCAGAGCUGGGACUGUGACUCAAGCCUUUGGGUUAAUGGUCCCCUUAGCAUAACACUUUGGGUUAAUUGCCCCCCUUGGGGGGGCCACCUGGUGCUGUCCCAGGCUGAGUGGGGGGGGCGUGCCUGGGCCCCUGGAGCACUCCCAGGAUGGGUCCUUGUGUGUCAGCUGAGGUCACAAAGCCCCUCUGGGCUCCUCCCAGCCCAGUCCUGUCUACCCCCGCAGGACCAUAGCCACAGCCUGUGUCCCCCUACCCUGGGAGGCUGAGCUCAGGGGCCAGGGCCCGUGGGGUGGGGUGGCCCCUGGCGGGUGUGUCCUUCCUGAACUCAAGCCUGUGGCCAUCAUGCAGCGGCUUUGGAACACCUGGCCAGCCCAGCCGCUCCAGGGCCCCUGAAAGUGGGUCCCCGUUCUGGGCAAGCUGCAGAAGACCCUCCAGAAGGGCGAGUACCUGCCCCUACGUCUGCUGCCCAUGUUCGAGAGUAACUUCAUGCAGCCACCCCAGGUGACAGAAAUUGGGAGCCCCGUGUUCCUGCAUCACAGAGCUAACCUGGUGACCAUGGGUGUGGCUGCCUCUCUGCCUGGCCUGGUGCUUCCAGACAUCCUGCUCUUCGCUCACCCCUGGGCCAGGGAUGGCCCCUGCCUCGAGCUGACCAGGAUGAUCCCGCUGGACUUUGUGCCCCUCUACAUCCAUGACACAUCUGCCCGGUGCCUGAAACUGUGGCUGGUCACUGCCCGCUGCUACUACCUGGACCUGGAGGCCCCUGACCACGAGAUGGGCUUCCUGUUGGACUGUUGGGUGCGCCUCGCUCACCUGCUCCAGGAGCUGGCAACCGCCUGGGCCUCUUGGCCCCUGCACCGGUCUGGCCAUGAUGCGCCCCUGGCCGACGUGCCUCCCUCCACCUGGCGCCUGCAGGACCUGGCCCACGGCAGCCAGACAGCUACCACGGAGGAGCCCACCUUUCCUCGUAAGAGCCCCACUGUACAGAAGCCGAGGAAGGCCAAGCGCAGGUUCAAGUCCCGGGCCGUGGGCGACUCCGUGCCUCUCAUCUGGCCACAGCAGGAGUGUGCUGACUUGAGGACGAAGUCCACGGAAAAGAGGGAAGGCCAGCAUCACCAUCCGCACCAUCUUCAGCAUCAUCUCCAGCACCAUCCACCAGGCCAGCUAUCCCACAGGGCUGGGCCUGGCCGGGGUCUGAGGGAGGAGGGUGGGCCUUGGGACCCCGGGUCUGAGGGGGGAGGCUGGGAGCCAGGCCCUGCCCUGGCACUGACCCUGUACCCCUCUCCCACGACCAGGCCUGAGCACCUGACUCUGAGGCGGCCCCGGCCAGGAGGGCCUGACUGCAACCCCUUCCCGCUGUGUCUCACGGAGUGGCGCUGCCCUUUCUCGGCUGGGUCCAUUGACUCCUUGGAGAUGCUCCUGUGGCAGCGUGACACUGAGGAACUCCUGGACCCAGAAUCCAGUACUCUGUCCUCCUCCUCCUUGGGCACAGCUCCAUACUCCCCUGCCCUGUACUUCUUUCCGCCCUGUCCCUCUUUCCCCGGUCCUCAGGACAAGGCCAGACAUGUGGACUCGAGGCUGGGCCAGGGGCCACCGUCCCAGAAGGCCCCGGCUGGCGCUGGCCCACAGCGGGGAGCACCGGUCACCAUGGACCAGUCGCAGAGGGCGCCAGCUGUCUUAGCCCCAUCCUGGAAGACCCCAGCUGCCUCUGCUGGGCCCCAGAAGUCCCCAGCCACCUCCCCCCCGCCCAUCCCAGAAGGCCCCGGCUGUGCUCCCCCACCCCACAAGCCACCGGCCCAGUCUCGGACAGUCCUGCCUGCACGCAGGAGUCCCCAGGCCCCAGAGAAGGGGCCUCUGUUCCUGCCCACCCUGUCCCAGCAGAGCUCUGCCCCACCACCCCAACCGCAGGCGGCCCCCAGCCCUCCCGCCUUGCAGGGGAAGCCCCCAGCCCGGCUCAACGUGGUGCUGGCAGGACCUCCUGGAGCGGAUGUGACCGGGAGAAGCAAGUGCAAGGGGACACUGGUGCCCGGGGUGUUGGUGGGCAGCCAGGAGACGAAUGGGAUGGCGAGGACCCAGAAGGUGUCCCUGGAGCUGCCCUUUGCCACCACCGCCAAGGAGCCCAAGGAGGUGCUGGUCAGCCAAGCCCAGGAGGUCACCCUGCGGGGCUGGCGGGACCAGGCAAAGUUGGAGGACACGGCCCACAGGAGGAGGGAGGAGGUGUGGCUGGACCUGCCAGGCAUGAGGUCCAAGGAGGCGGGGCACAGGAGAAGGGUGAGGACCCAGCAGGUGGCCAUCGAGGGUCCUGGCCAGGAGUGCAGCAGGGCCUUCUCUGUGGAGGACCUCUUGCUGGCCAAGCGGCUGACCAAGGCCAACUCCAAAGAGCAGCGCCUGAGUCCCCCUAUGGCUUCCCUGCCCUCCUGGCUCUCGGGGACUUCCCGGGCAGCAGCCCUGUGGCUGGAUGUCCAGGUCUCGCUGCCCUUGAGUCCCAGCCAGCUGUCCCUGCUGCAGGACACACGAGUGGUGGUUAGGGAGCAGCCAGAGUUUCACCCCUGCAUGAAGGAGCCAGUGGAGCGACAGACCGACCGAGAGCCACCCCAGGGCUCAGGCGGGCCUUCCAAGGGGCGCUUCAGCCCCAUGCCUGGCUCUGACAGCCCGAUGAGGGCUGCAGAGCCCCUGUUGCCCGUUCCCCCUCCCGCCUCGCUGUGGGAGGACUUGCUGAAACCUCCCCGCCUGCCAGCCUCUCAGCAGCUUUCAAGGGCCACAGAAGGGCCCCCGCGGAUGCCCAGGCAAAGCGUCCUGCCAGUGCUCUUGGAAACUCAGAGUGUGAGGGAGGGGGCCACCAAGGCGCAGAGGACAAGGGGGAACCUGGGAUUCCUUCAGCCUUUGGCCAGCCGGCUGUGUUCCCCGUGGUUUCAGUAGCAGGUCGCAGAGGCGGCGGCUUGGUGGCAAGUUGUUGAGGAGCCCGCGGGGCCAGGUACCCCCGAGAUCCUGGGACCUGCCUUAGGCCGCCCCGGAGCGGGCCAGGACUCAUCUGCCCUUUUCCUCCGCCCACAGGCCCCAGGGUGCUGGGCACCCUUCCUCGGAGUGCUGGAAGGGCUGGUGGGGUCCCUCCUCAGGAGACAAGAGCUGUCUGUAUAUUUAUAUAUGGGGGUGUGGGGUGGCAAGAGGCCCCCGAGUAGAAAUUAAAGACCUGAGUC
Heterocephalus glaber (naked mole-rat) is the source of this 3382-nucleotide messenger RNA. The record is from RefSeq and is a predicted model, not a curated record. NCBI's taxonomy places the organism in Eukaryota, Metazoa, Chordata, Mammalia, Rodentia, Bathyergidae.